UUCAUCUUUGCUUGGAAUUUUCCUCCAUUUUCUCCCCCCACAGCCAAUUUUGACUCGGCUCGUGGGUGUAUUGCGCAAUAUAAACAACCAGAAGGGCAUUUUGGUCAUUGCGUUCAACGGAUGCAGCCCAGAUCCGUUCCCUCUGCCACCACCACCGCCGCCGCCGCCACCUUGUUCCCCUAUUUAAUCCAACGCCACCCCCACUGUUAGACACCGUAAAGGCCUCUCUUUUCCUGCUCCCCUUCCCACUUCUUGCUCCUUCCGAUGGCUGCUCUCUCCUCCCCUCAGUCUUUCCUCCUCCAACACCCCCUCCAUCCCUCCCCGAAAACCCCGUCCUUCCUCCCCCACAAGCAGCCCCUCCGCCCAAAGCCCUCCACCGUCUCCUGCACCGCCGUCCGGCUUCCCCCCGUCUCGAUCUCCGUCGCAAACGACCGGAUCUUCAACUUCGCCGCCGGGCCGGCCACCCUGCCGGAGUCCGUUAUCCUCAAGGCGCAGGCUGAGCUUUACAACUACCGUGGCUCGGGCAUGAGUAUCAUGGAGAUGAGUCACCGCGGCAAGGAGUUCGAUGCCGUCAUCAAGAAGGCUGAGUCUGACCUCCGCCGUUUGCUUGCCAUCCCCGACGACGACUAUGCUGUUCUCUUCCUCCAGGGCGGCGCCACCACCCAGUUCGCCGCUGUUCCACUCAACCUCUGUGCACCGGGGGACGCCGUGGACUACGUCGUCACCGGGUCUUGGGGCGACAAGGCCUUCAAGGAGGCCCAGAAGUUCUGCAAGGCUAAUCUCAUUUGGUCGGGCAAAUCUGAUAAGUAUACCAAGAUCCCAUCUUUCGAAGGGCUUGAGCAGAAUCCCAACGCAAAGUAUUUGCACAUCUGCGCCAACGAGACGAUCCAUGGGGUGGAGUUCAAGAAUUACCCCACCCCGAGCAACAAAGAUGCGGUCUUGGUCGCUGAUAUGUCUUCUAACUUCUGCUCGAAACCUGUCGAUGUGUCAAAAUUCGGUGUCAUCUAUGCUGGGGCGCAGAAGAAUGUUGGUCCCUCUGGCGUCACGAUCGUGAUCGUUCGGAAAGAUCUUAUCGGCAACGCCCAGCCGAUUACGCCCGUGAUGCUGGACUAUAAGAUCCAUGCAGACAGCGCUUCCCUCUACAACACUCCACCGUGCUUUGCGAUCUAUAUAUGUGGUCUGGUAUUCGAGGAUCUGCUGGAGCAGGGUGGGUUGGUGGAGGUGGAGAAGAAUAACACCAAGAAGGCUGGAAUUCUCUAUGAUGCUAUUGAUGGGAGUGACGGGUUCUACGUGUGCCCUGUCGAGAAAUCAGUUCGGUCGUUGAUGAACGUGCCUUUCACGCUGCAGAAGUCUGAUCUCGAGAAGAAAUUCAUCGAGGAGGCUGCGAAGGAAGGAAUGGUUCAGCUUAAGGGACAUCGGUCGGUGGGUGGCGUUCGGGCUUCCAUUUACAAUGCGAUGCCAUUGGCAGGAGUGGGGAAGCUUGUUGCUUUCAUGAAGGAUUUCCAAGCCAGACACCCUUGAAUUAGAUGUCGUAGUGUCUUGCUUGUCAUGAGAGAGGCUCUUGUCUUCCAGGAAUGGUUCAUAAUGUCUUAAUGUUGGCUAAUUUCGGAUGCAUCAAAUUCAAAUCUUAGUUUGCUUCCAUA
Musa acuminata AAA Group (dessert banana) is the source of this 1643-nucleotide messenger RNA. RefSeq names its product phosphoserine aminotransferase 1, chloroplastic. Gene Ontology annotation, biological process: L-serine biosynthetic process. Gene Ontology annotation, molecular function: pyridoxal phosphate binding; O-phospho-L-serine:2-oxoglutarate transaminase activity. NCBI's taxonomy places the organism in Eukaryota, Viridiplantae, Streptophyta, Magnoliopsida, Zingiberales, Musaceae. The transcript has a single exon. The coding region runs from base 265 to 1521 and encodes 418 amino acids. Gene Ontology annotation, cellular component: cytoplasm; chloroplast stroma. The record is from RefSeq and is a predicted model, not a curated record.